This is a messenger RNA of Babjeviella inositovora NRRL Y-12698, 520 nucleotides long. RefSeq lists its product as uncharacterized. Lineage: Eukaryota; Fungi; Ascomycota; Pichiomycetes; Serinales. The transcript has a single exon. The record is from RefSeq and is a predicted model, not a curated record. Bases 113 to 406 code for a protein of 97 amino acids.
ACCUAGCGGUAAAGAGCGAUGACGGUCUGACAAGCUAUCGCCGCUUAUCUGGUAGCUUCGUUUUUCGAAUAAUAGUCGUGCACAACCCGCAAGCUCGUUAUGUGAAUGGAAAAUGCUUACAGGACACUUAAUGAAGUUAGCUAUUGAAUCUACCUCACAAGGUGAACUGAGUAUCAGCUUCGGUAGUUUUAUCGACUCUAUAAACUUUGUAGUCCACGUUGAUGGACAAAGAUGGAUCACCCCUGAGGUGUGCCUUAAUCUAUUGCCCCUCAAGGUUUUGUUAUCCUGCACGGAUGGAAAUCUAAUUAUAUCACUGGUAGACCGGUUGAUAAGACUCCAAGUAGGCCAGUUGAUACGACUCCAAGGAGAACUUUUGCCAUUUUAUUCGGGACACCACGUUCACUGAAUCUCUCUUUCAUUCUUUGGACACUUACCGGAGAGUACCAUCCACCUUUGCUCUUUUCUGCCCGACCUAAGUUUGCCGCCAGAAUUUACCUGCUCUAGGUAUCUACCUCUUGAC